CCUCACAUCUCAUUUCAUUUCUUUCUUCUUCCUUUUAUUAUUAUUAUCUCUUGCUUCAUCUCUCAAAAUUCCCUUUCUCAAUUUGAAACCCUAACUUCUCCAAUUCCCCUCUUCCGAUUCUCCUCCAACCUCUGCUCCUUCUCGAUUCCUCCGAUUUCCCCUCAACGAUGAGCGCCCAGAAGAAGAGAAGUUUCCAGAUUGAAGCGUUCAAGCACCGUGUGGUGGUUGAUCCCAAGUACGCCGAGAAGACAUGGAAGGUUCUUGAGCACGCCAUUAACGAGAUUUAUAACCAUAAUGCUAGUGGUCUUAGCUUUGAAGAGCUUUACCGGAAUGCUUAUAAUAUGGUGCUGCACAAAUUUGGGGAGAAGCUUUACUUAGGACUUGUGAAGACUGUUACUUCUCAUCUAAGAGAAAUUUCUCAAUCAAUUGAAUCUGCUCAAGGGGAAGUUUUCUUGGACGAGCUCAACAGGAAGUGGGUAGAUCAUAACAAGGCAUUACAGAUGAUCCGGGACAUACUGAUGUACAUGGACCGAACUUACAUACCAAGCAACCAUAAAACCCCUGUUCAUCAGCUUGGUUUGAAUCUCUGGAGAGAUGAGGUGAUCCAUUCCAGCAAAACUCGAGCUAGGCUUCUAGAUACACUUCUGGAUCUUGUGCUUAGAGAAAGGAAUGGUGAAGUAAUAAACAGAGGCUUGAUGAGAAAUAUAAUAAAGAUGCUAAUGGAUUUGGGUCCGCGUGUUUACGAGGGCGACUUUGAGAAACAGUUUCUUGAAGUUUCAACAAAUUUUUACUGCCUUGAGUCCCAGGGAUUCAUUGAAUCUUGUGAUUGUGGGGAUUAUCUGAAGAAAGCUGAGAGGCGUUUAAAUGAAGAAAUGGAGAGAGUAUCCCAAUACUUGGAUCCUGCAAGUGAAUCCAAGAUAACUGCUGUGGUGGAGAAGGAGAUGAUUGAAAAUCACAUCCACACUCUAGUUCAUAUGGAGAACUCAGGGCUAGUUAAUAUGCUUUUGGAUGACAAAUAUGAAGACUUGCAAAGAAUGUAUAACUUGUUUCGCCGGGUGCUUGCUGGGCUCACAAUUGUUAAAGAAGUCAUGACUUCUUUUAUACGGGAUACUGGUAAGCAGCUAGUUUUGGACCCUGAAAGGUUGAAAGAUCCUGUGGAUUUUGUGCAACGGCUAUUGGAUUUGAAGGAUAAAUAUGACAAGAUCAUUAGUAUGGCAUUUAACAAUGACAAGACAUUUCAGAAUGCCUUGAAUUCCUCUUUUGAACAUUUCAUCAAUUUGAAUGCUCGGUCUCCUGAGUUCAUUUCUUUGUUUGUGGAUGACAAACUUCGCAGAGGUUUGAAAGGGGUAGGUGAGGAGGAUGUAGAGAUUAUACUGGACAAAGUCAUGAUGCUUUUCCGGUUCCUACAAGAGAAGGAUAUCUUUGAGAAGUAUUACAAGCAACACUUAGCAAAAAGGCUUCUUUCAGGAAAGACUGUAUCUGAUGAAGCAGAAAGAAGUUUGAUCGUUAAGCUCAAAACAGAGUGUGGAUACCAAUUUACUUCUAAGCUGGAGAGCAUGUUUACAGACAUGAAGACUUCUCAUGAUACCACACAUGGUUUCUAUGCAUCCCAUGGACCUGAGUUGGGGGAUGGCCCUACGCUAUCUAUUCAGGUGCUUACAACCGGUUCAUGGCCGACUCAGCCUAGCCCUCAGUGUAAUCUUCCAACUGAAAUCCUUGGUGUAUGUGAUAAGUUUCGGGCUUACUAUCUUGGCACCCACAGUGGAAGGAGAUUGUCCUGGCAAACUAAUAUGGGUACAGCUGAUUUGAAGGCAACGUUUGGUAAAGGCCAGAAGCAUGAGCUGAAUGUUUCCACAUUUCAGAUGUGUGUGCUCAUGCUUUUCAACAAUGCUGAUCGGUUGACUUGCAAGGAGAUCGAGCAGGCUACAGCAAUACCCAUGUCAGACUUGAAGAGGUGCCUUCAGUCUCUGGCCUGUGUCAAGGGAAAAAAUGUUCUUCGGAAAGAGCCAAUGAGCAAGGACAUAGCUGAGGAUGAUGCAUUCCUCUUCAAUGACAAAUUCACAAGCAAGUUCUUCAAGGUGAAGAUAGGGACUGUUGUAGCGCAGAGGGAGUCUGAACCAGAAAAUCUUGAAACUCGACAGCGAGUGGAAGAAGACCGAAAGCCACAGAUUGAGGCAGCAAUCGUGAGGAUAAUGAAAUCUAGGCGGACUCUGGAUCAUAACAAUGUUGUUGCUGAGGUCACAAAGCAGCUGCAGUCUCGAUUUUUGCCUAAUCCUGUUGUUAUUAAGAAACGGAUUGAAUCCCUUAUUGAACGUGAGUUUUUGGAGAGGGAUAAAGUGGACAGAAAAAUGUACCGCUAUCUUGCUUGAACAUUAUGUCCAUUUGUUUAUCAUGGCAUUCUGUCUGUCAUAUGUUUCAGUAUUCUUCAGAAAUUGCUGCAAUUUUUUUCAGCUUUUUGAAUCU
Messenger RNA from Lotus japonicus, 2463 nucleotides. RefSeq names its product cullin-3B-like. The transcript has 2 exons. The record is from RefSeq and is a predicted model, not a curated record. Gene Ontology annotation, molecular function: ubiquitin protein ligase binding. NCBI's taxonomy places the organism in Eukaryota, Viridiplantae, Streptophyta, Magnoliopsida, Fabales, Fabaceae. The coding region runs from base 168 to 2369 and encodes 733 amino acids. Gene Ontology annotation, biological process: protein ubiquitination; ubiquitin-dependent protein catabolic process. Gene Ontology annotation, cellular component: cullin-RING ubiquitin ligase complex.